Messenger RNA from Tremella mesenterica DSM 1558, 981 nucleotides. RefSeq lists its product as uncharacterized. Lineage: Eukaryota; Fungi; Basidiomycota; Tremellomycetes; Tremellales; Tremellaceae. The record is from RefSeq and is a predicted model, not a curated record. The transcript has a single exon. The coding region runs from base 1 to 981 and encodes 326 amino acids.
AUGAACACAUCACCUCAAUUCUCCACUCCCCUUCGUCCUAUCCUACUCCCACCACGUCCAUUCCUCCUAAGUCCAUCGAUCGAAAAAACCUCAAAAAACCUCUCCCUCCCACUUCCCUCAGACCCCCUUUCUAUACCUUCUCAAUCCUUAGCUCCCUCACCCAUACUCACCGCCCAAAAACCUAGAGCACCCGCACGAUAUCUCGGACUUAGCAUCCAUCCCACUCCAUUGACCAUCCAACAAUUCCUUGGAUUACAAAGUCCACCUACCACACCAAUACGUCAUCAAUACACUACCAUCAGUAUUCAUCCUGAUUCACUCACACCUAAUACCGUCAGGAAAUAUUUAGGUUUAAACCCACUCGCUCAACCCGGUUUCUUAUUACCUCCUCCUGCUCAUGCAGAUUGGCAAGUCAAGAGAUUACGGCAUGGUAAACGUUCCAUUAUCAUUUUAGCAAUGGUAAUCUUCGUAGUGAUGGUUUGUUCUUUUCCUUAUUCUUACACUCCCAUCACGGAGAAAAGUAUAGAUAGAACGGUAUGGAUGAGAUCAGAAUAUGUUCCUAAAUUACGAUUGCAUGGUCUGGGGAAGAGGGACAUGUCUCUGAAAGAUGUCAGAUUGGGAGAUGGGAAGGAUACGUCAAUAGGAAUUAUCAGAUUGGAUGAUGGAACGGUUGCAAAACAAGUCGGAAAGGUGGAACAUGUUUCUAAACAAGCGGGGAAGGAGUAUGAGGUGGAGAAGAGAUACCAAGAAUCGCUUAAGUCUUCGUCCCUCAUAGCCAGAGGGGAGAUACUACUCGGCGACUUGCGCGAACAGGUCAUUAGGAGGAGCAUGGGUGACGGGUCGAAGAUGGUUAAGGAGGUACAGAGUGGGUAUGUGUACAAGAGGGAUAUGGACGAUAUGGAUGUGGAAAAAUUGCGUGUGAGGAAGGAAAAGAGUGGGAUGGCUUUAGCGGGAGUGGCGCAAGUCGUCAGGGGUCAUUAA